Molecule: messenger RNA, 3039 nt
Organism: Ochotona princeps (American pika)
Lineage: Eukaryota; Metazoa; Chordata; Mammalia; Lagomorpha; Ochotonidae
Gene: CASS4
Product: Cas scaffold protein family member 4
Exons: 6
Coding region: 505-2823 (772 amino acids)
Biological process (GO): cell surface receptor protein tyrosine kinase signaling pathway; cell migration
Cellular component (GO): plasma membrane; cytoplasm
Molecular function (GO): protein binding
Source: RefSeq, a predicted model, not a curated record
GACCUGCUUAUCCUGGCAUGGCAAACGUGGCCCAGUGGCCUCUCAUCGGGGAGUCAGGCGUGGACAGUUUCACGGGGCUGCUCCAUAGAGAGCAAAGGACACGGAUUCUGUGUGUUCAUUGCUAAGCUUUCAAAGCAGGAACUCCCCCUCCAAAGCAGAAGAGUGGGUUUUUUUCUUCUUCUUUUGUGGUUUCACAGAGAAAAUGAGUGACAACCUCUAGUUGUAGGCGCAGCAAGACGUCAGACACUGGGGAGGGCAUGUGGCCUGGGUUUCUGUCCACCCCUUUCUUCAGCCCUUUUAUUCUGCUCUUAUCCUGCCUUCCAGAAGCUCAGGCUGUAGGGAGACUCUUUGCUACAAUUUCCCACGUGUGAUCAGAUAGCUGCACAGAAUCCGCUUUCUGAGAGCCAACUGGAGGCAUGCGGUGACAUUGCAUAACCGGCCUCUGCCGCUGCCAAAGCUGGAGAGAGCAGCCGACCAGCUCCGAGACACUCUCACAUCCCUGACAUGCGAGGGACCGGCAUUAUGGAUGGGGCGUCCAAGACGCUGCUGGCCAGAGCCCUCUAUGACAACCACCCUGACUGCUUGGACGAGUUGGCCUUCUGCAGAGGGGACAUCUUGACCAUUCUGGAGCAGAACGUGCCAGAAAGUGAGGGCUGGUGGAAGUGCCUGCUCCAUGGGAAGCAAGGCCUGGCUCCUGCCAACCGCUUGCAAAUCCUCCUGGAGACCCCAGCAGACCUGCCCUACUCUCCAGCCCUGAGGGGCCCAGAAAAAGCCCCAGAAGAGGCCUCCCAGGUGCCUGCCCUGCUCCACCCUCCACCCGCAGGAUCCGUAUAUGAGCAGAUGAAGGGCUGGGUGGAGGGGCCCCUGCUACUCUCAGACCAAGUGUAUGAAUUUCCUGACCCACCUGCAAGUGCCAGAAUCAUCUGCGAGAAGACUCUAACCUUCCCAAGACAGGCCCUCGUCUCGCUUCCCAGACCCACGCGAGCCUCCUUGCCAACGCUGCCUACACAGGUGUACGACGUGCCUGCCCAGAGCCGUGUCCUCUCUGUUGACAAGGAGCCGGAGAAGCAGCCAUUGUACGACAUACCAUCCAGACCCCACAAGGCAGGACCGUGCCAACCGACCAGCCAUGCCAAUGAGCCCCUGACGCCAGUGGUGGCUGUAAAGAACAGUGGCUACCACUCGCUGCCAAGCCCUCAGAAGUCAGAGUGGAUUUACAAGACUCCACUGUCUCCGGGAAAGGCCAGUGUCAGAAGCUCAGCACUGAGGAGCCUGGCGGAAGAGACAGGAUCUCCCGCAGCCCCCAGUCCUGGCUCUGCUGACUCCAGCCCUCCAGGCAUCAGAGCCAGGUCCCUGCCUGCCCAGCCAUCCAGCAGCGUGCCCACCAAGAAGAAGCUUAGCCUGCCGGAAGUCACCUCUCACCACGUCCUGGUGCUCAGAGCCACAUUGCCUGCUGAUGAAAGUGUUGGCCACAAGUUGCCUUCCAGUUUUCUGGGCACCCGAGGGGAGCUGCGGAACACCAAGCCCAACAUUUAUGACAUCCCCAAAGCAACGCUGAGUGUCCGUCAGGCUGAGACAGAGCCAAGGAAGGCCGAGGAGGCUGUGGAGCCUUCCCUCAAGGCCGCCUGCUUCUCCAGGUGGCACAGGUCUCCAUCCCCCGAGACAGACACACACUCCAUCUCCAGCUCCGACAGCAGAGCCAGCGUCCUGUCGUCUUGUUCCUCCAUGUCCACUGACUCCUCCUCAGAGGAAUCAGCCAGGGAGCUGACCUUGGACCUGGACUGGGCCAGGGAGAUGGUGAUGGCCCUGCAGCACAAGGUGGUGAGCUCUGCAGCGGGCCUGAUGUUGUUCGUGAGCAGGAAGUGGAGGUCCAGAGACUACAUGGAGGCCAACAUCAAUGCCAUCCACAGGGCGGCUGACCAUACAGAGGCAUCUUUGAGAGAAUUCCUGGAUUUCGCCCGAGGCAUCUGCGGGACAGCCUGCAGCCUCACAGAUAGCAACCUUCACGCCAGAAUUCGGGACCAGCUCCACACAAUCUCCAGGUCUUACCAGACCCUGCUAGAAACCAAGGCAAGCCUGGACAGCUGCGGCUGGUCCCUAGAAGUGCUUGUAACAGACCAAGUUCAAAAUAACCCAGAUGACCUGGAGAGAUUUGUCAUGGUGGCACGGAUGGUUCCAGAAGACAUCAAGAGGUUUGCCUCCAUGGUCAUUGCCAAUGGGAAGCUCCUUUUUAAGAAUUGUCGGAAGGCAGAGGCCUCUCACUUGAGCCCAAAUGCAGAUUUGAAAUGUGAAGAGUGCAUUCGGCUUCCCCAGGGAGAAAUGGAGUCCUGCCCGCAGAGUACUCCUUGUGAUGAGCCAAGAGAGAGCCAUCACCGCCCUGCACUGUUGAACAGCAGCAGUGCCUGUGGGCAGAGUCCUGGCUCUCUUUGUCCCCACCCUCCGGUCGAGCAGAACCCCCGGAAGAAGCUCCAGCUCUCUGAACACUGCCGGCUGUAUUUUGGGGCGCUCUUCAAGGCCCUGAGUGUGUUCCACAGCAGCCUCAGCCACAGCCCCCCGCCCGAGACUUUCAUCACGCAGAGCAAGCUCAUCGUCCUGGCGGGGCAGAAGCUGGUGGACACGCUGUGCAGGGAGACUCAGGAGAAGGACGUACGCAAUGAGGUGCUGUGCAGCAGCAGCCACCUGUGCGGCCUGCUCAAGGACCUGGCGCUGGCCACCAAGAACGCCGUGCUCAAGUACCCGAGCCCUGCCGCCCUGGGCCAGCUCCGGGCCGAGGCCGAGAGGCUGGAGCAGCACACGCGGCUCUUCAGAGGAACUCUGGAAUGACCCCUUCCUCCGCGCCAUUCUGUCCUGGGGAAAUCCUAGCCAGAGCUACAAGAGAUGUGCUGACAGCCAGCACGAAAAGGCUGAGCAACCUCAGGACGCUGGCUCACCCCAUGGGGGUAUCAGUACGGAGACUCAAGCAUAAAUAAAGACCUUGUAAACUGAGCACGCCGUGUGGGGUAUGCAGGGCUGGGGUUUGAGGAGGUCACAGGAAGUGUU